CGGCCUUAAUGUCGACUUUAGGGAUUGGUUAAGGAGGUAGGAGGUACUAGGGUUCGGGUUCAGAGGGGUAGGUUUCGGGUUCAGUGUCUCUGUCCAGUUGCCCACCAACUAGUUUAAUGAAGGUAGGGUUAGGGUUCAGAGAGUCUCUCUGUCCUGAUGUCCACUAACUAGUUUAAUGAAGGGAGGGUUAGAGUUCAGUGAGUCUCUCUGUGCUGAUGUCCACUAACUCGUUUAAUGAAAGUAGGGUUGGGGUUCAGAGUCUCUCUGUCCUGAUGUCCACUCUGUAUUUCCCUCUCUCAGCGGACUGCAACCACUGUAACUCCAUGGAGCGAUGCUUUAGCGUCAGCGGCGACUGCACCGCCCCCUCACUGGCUGGCCGCGCCCCCCCGGCCCCCGCCCACCCGGUCUCCACGGCGGCCCCGGCUCCGGCCCCUCCCCCGACCCCGCCCCCCCGCCCUGGCCGGCCCCGCGGCGCGGGCGCCAUGGUGGACGUCAGCAAGUGGCCGCUGUUCAGCCUGCUGAGCGCCAAGGAGACGGCCGCCGUGAGGCAGGCCUGCGUGUUCGGGAACUCGGCCAACGAGGCGCUCUACGUCACCCAUAGCAACGAGUUUGCGGUGAUAGGUCUGAACUGCAGUAACUGUCUGGGCACCGGGGACAGCCUCAGCACCAUCGCCCCCCGAGCCCUGGACGCCCUGAGGGGCAAGAAGGUGGCCUCCUUCAGCUACGGGAGUGGACCGCACGUCCUGCUGGCUACUGAGAGCGGAGAGCUGUACGCCUGGGGCCACAAUGGCUACAGCCAGCUGGGCAAUGGAACCACCAACCAGUGCGCCUCCCCCGCACUGGUGACCACCAACCUGCAGGGGAAGAGGUUCAAAGAGGUGGCCUGCGGGUCGCACCACUCCCUGGCCCUCACCACCGAUGGAGAGGUGUUUGCGUGGGGCUAUAAUAACUGCGGCCAGGUGGGCUCGGGCUCCACCGCCAACCAGCCCAGCCCCCGGCGCGUGGCGGGCCCCCUGCAGGGCAAGGCGGUGGUGGGCGUGGCCUGCGGACAGACCUCCUCCCUGGCCCUGGUGGACAACGGAGAGCUCUACUCCUGGGGGUACAACGGGAACGGCCAGCUGGGUCUGGGGAACAACGGGAACCAGCUGUCGCCCUGCAGGCUGACCGCGCUGCAGGGGUUGUGUGUACAGCAGGUGGUCGCUGGCUACGCCCACUGCCUGGCCCUGACUGACGAGGGGGCGCUCUACGCCUGGGGGGCCAACACCUGCGGCCAGCUGGGCACCGGCAACAAGAGCAACCAGCACAGCCCGGUGCAGGUCAUGGCCGAGAAGGAGAGGGUGGUGGAGGUCGCAGCGUGUCACUCCACACACACCUCAGCCGCCAAGACGCAGAGUGGACAGGUGUACAUGUGGGGUCAGUGCCGGGGUCAGUCCGUGGUCCUACCCCACCUGACCCACUUCGUCUCCACCGACGAUGUGUUCGCCUGCGUCGCCACGCCUGCCGUCAUGUGGAGGCUGCUGUCGCUGGAGACGGAGGACUUCAUGACCCUCAGCCAGGCCCUGGGCCGGGAGUUCGACAGCCCGGAGACUGCCGACCUCAAGUUCAGCGUGGAGGGGAAGUACAUCUACGUCCACAAGGCGGUGCUCAAGAUCAGGUGCGAUCACUUCCGCUCCAUGUUCCAGUCCCACUGGAGCGAGGACCUCCAGGAGGUGAUUGAGAUCGAGCAGUUCUCCUUCCCCGUCUACCGCUCCUUCCUCCACUUCCUGUACACGGACACCGUGGAGCUACCACCGGAGGACGCCAUCGGCCUACUGGACCUGGCCACCUCCUACUGUGAGAACCGUCUGAAGCGUCUCUGUCAGCAGAUCAUCAAGAGAGGGAUCACCGUGGACAACGCCUUCACCCUGCUGUCGGCCGCCGUGCGCUACGACGCUGAGGACCUGGAGGAGUUCUGCUUCCGGUUCUGUGUGAACCACCUGACCCGGGUCACCCAGACGGCCGCCUUCUGGCAGGUGGACGGCGCCAUGCUGAAGGAGUUCAUCUGCAGGGCCAGCCGCUGUGGGGCCUUCAAGAACUGAAGAGGGGCACUCAGGAAGUCAUGGGCCCACAAGACCUGAGGGGCCCUCAAGACCUUAGGGGCCCUCAAGAACUGAAAAUGGCUCUCAAGACCUGAGGGGCCCUCAAGAAUUGAGGGGUCCUCAAGACCUGAUGGACCCUCAAGUUCUGAGGGGCCCUCAAGAACUGAAGAAGGGGCCUCAAGACCUGAGAGGUCUUCAACACCUGAGGGGCCCUCAAGAAUUGAGGGGUCCUCAAGACCUGAUGGACCCUCAAGUUCUGAGGGGCCCUCAAGAACUGAAGAAGGGGCCUCAAGACCUGAGAGGUCUUCAACACCUGAGGGGCCCUCAAGAACUGAGAAGAACUGAGGGGUCUUCAAGAACUGAGAGGCCCUCAGGUCCUGAGAAGAUCUGAGAGCCCCUCAAUAACUGAGAAGAACUGAGGGGUCUUCAAGACCUGAAGAAGGGCCCUCAAUACCUCAGGGGCCCUCAACUUAGGGGCCAUCAGGAACUGAGGCCUCCUCUCAGAGUCUCCUCACCUGGUCCAGGACCAGAAGAACAGAGAAACUUUCUAAUUCAGUUCUCAUGAAGGUUCCUUUCUUCUGGUCAGGGGUCGUGAGCUCACCAUGGUUUGAAGGUUUGGAUCUCAUGAACCCCCCUCUAUAAGAAAGAGAUCCUGUCCAUCUUCUGUAGCUUUAAGUAGUGAUGAGUGCACAUUCCCCUCACAGCUAAAUAAAGCUCAUUCCUGAACUCAUUCCUAAACUCAUUCCUAAACUCAUUCCUGAACUCAUUCCUGAACUCAUUCCUGAACUCAUUCCUGAACUCAUUCCUGAACUCAUCCCUGAACUCAUCCUUCAACUCAUCCCUGGACUCAUUCCCUGAGCCACAUGGUUUCAGAGUAGAGAACCUGCAGACACUGAGGGAUGUUGAACUGACACUGAAGGGUGUUGAACAGACACUGAAGGGUGUUGAACACACACUGAAGGGUGUUGAACAGACACUGAAGGGUGUUGAACACACACUGAAGGGUGUUGAACACGCACUGAAGGGUGUUGAACACGCACUGAAGGGUGUUGAACACACACUGAAGGGUGUUGAACACACACUGAAGGGUGUUGAACAGACACUGAAGGGUGUUGAACAGACACUGAAGGGUGUUGAACACGCACUGAAGGGUGUUGAACACGCACUGAAGGGUGUUGAACAGACACUGAAGGGUGUUGAACAGACACUGAAGGGUGUUGAACAUGCACUGAAGGGUGUUGAACACACACUGGAUUUUGUUCGGGGGUAGGAGGGGGAGGCGAGAGAGAGGGGGAGGGGGGAGAGAGGGGAGAGGGGAGAGGAAGGGGUUGAGGAGGGGGGAGUGGUAGAGAGGAGGGGAGUGGAGGCCUCUCCUCCCAAGGCCAGGAAGUUCAGAGCUGAAUCUGCUGCUUGUUGAGGAGAUUGAGAGCUUUGUGGUUUUCUUAGUUGAGUUGUAGUUGAGCUGUAAAGAGCUAAGCAGCAUCACAGUCGUCUGUGUUUUAUCGCGGAGGACGUACUGUAAAGAAAUUAAUGCAACGCUGAAACGGUUAUAUCACAAAUUCCAGAAAUUCUGUAAACGCACUUAAGUCCAACAACCUGAUGUUGUUCCUCAUUAAAGAACAUUGAUUGGUUUGAGAUGAGCCCAAACCUGACCUGCUAGGUUGGUUGGUCAGAUGCAUUGUGUACUGUAGCCUCCAGGUCAUUUUACUGUCCUAAUUAACUAGUCUUAAUUAACAGUGACUGAGCUCUGAUUUGAAUAGUGAACUUUGGCGCUUUGGAAUUCUUCUUUGUUUUAAAUAGAUAUGCUGUAGGCUUCGGAGAGCAGUAGAACAAAGUAGAUUUCGGUUCAUGAAUACUAUUUUUGUAUUUUUAUACUCUCGUUAUGUAUUCAUGCAUUUCCGAUGUUCGAUGUAAAGUUGCAAAAUAAAGGACCUUAUAUAACCAUC
Messenger RNA from Gadus macrocephalus (Pacific cod), 4024 nucleotides. Its product is annotated as RCC1 and BTB domain-containing protein 1-like. The transcript has 13 exons. NCBI's taxonomy places the organism in Eukaryota, Metazoa, Chordata, Actinopteri, Gadiformes, Gadidae. Gene Ontology annotation, molecular function: protein binding. The record is from RefSeq and is a predicted model, not a curated record. The coding region runs from base 216 to 2078 and encodes 620 amino acids.